Molecule: messenger RNA, 2174 nt
Organism: Peromyscus maniculatus bairdii (prairie deer mouse)
Lineage: Eukaryota; Metazoa; Chordata; Mammalia; Rodentia; Cricetidae
Product: serine protease inhibitor A3N-like
Molecular function (GO): serine-type endopeptidase inhibitor activity
Source: RefSeq, a predicted model, not a curated record
AGCAUUUCCUAAGAGGUGGGAGGUUGUGCCGAUGUGGAUAAAUAGGCAUCAGUGUGCAGUGGGAGAGCAGCACCCCAGGAGAACAGCAACCCCAAAUAUCAGGACUCACCUAACACUGAUGGUGGGAGUUGGCUUCAGCUCUCCAGACAGGAGAGCAGCGAAGAUGGUUCUCUUUGUAGCUCUGGGGCUGUUGAUGGCUGGGUUCUGCCCUGCUGUUAUCUGUGAACCAGAUGGCACAUUGGGAAGAAACACUGAAGUUCAAGAAGACCAAAACAAUGGGACACGAGUGGACAGUCUGGCACUGGCCUCCAUCAACACUGACUUUGCCUUCACCCUCUACAAGGAGUUGGCUUUGAAGAAUCCAAAUAAAAAUGUUAUCUUCUCCCCGCUCAGCAUUUCAGCUGCCUUGGCCAUCUUGUCCCUGGGAGCCAGCAACAAUACCCUGGAAGAGAUUCUAGAAGGUCUCAAGUUCAAUCUGACAGAGACGCCUGAGGCAGACAUCCACAGGGGCUUUGGGCACCUCCUCCACAUGCUCAGCCAGCCAGGGGACCAGGUGCAGAUCAGCAUAGGCAACAUGAUGUUUGUUGAAAAGCACCUGCAGAUCCUGGCAGAGUUCAAAGAGAAGGCAAGGGCACUGUACCAGGCUGAGAUCUCUGGGACUGACUUCCAACAGCCUCAUGAAGCCAAAAAACUCAUCAAUGACUAUGUGAAGAAACAGACCCAGGGGAAGAUCAAGGAACUGGUCUCAGACCUGGAUGGGAAAACAUUAAUGAUGUUGGUGAAUUACAUCUACUUUAAAGGGAAAUGGAAGAGGCCCUUUGACGCUCGUUUCACUUUUGAGUCUCACUUCUACUUGGACCAAAAGAGGACUGUGAAGGUGCCCAUGAUGAAAAUUAAGGAUCUGACCACACCCUACUUCCGGGAUGAGGAUCUGUCCUGCUCUGUGGUGGAGCUGAAGUACAGAGGCAAUGCCAGUGCCCUGUUUAUCCUCCCUGAUGAGGGCAAGAUGCAGCAGGUGGAAGCCAGCUUGCAACCAGAGACCCUGAAGAAGUGGAAGGACUCUCUGAGGUCCAGGAAGAUCAACCAGCUCUACAUGCCCAAGUUCUCCAUCACCACUGACUACAGCCUGGAGAAAAUCCUUCCACAGCUGGGCAUCAGGGAAGUCUUCUCCACACAGGCUGACCUGUCUCGGAUCACAGGGGCCAAGGACCUGAGAGUCUCUCAGGUGGUCCACAAGGCCGUGCUGGACGUGGCUGAGACAGGCACAGAAGCAGCUGCUGCCACAAAAGUCAUGGCUAUGGGAUCGGCUCUAAUUUUGAACCCUCUGAGAGUGAAUUUCAACAGGGCAUUCCUGAUGAUUAUCUUUGACACAAAUACUCAGAUUCCACUCUUUAUGGCCAAAGUCACAAAUCCCAGGGGAAACUAGCACUACCAAGAAGCUUCAGGUGAGGCUUCUUCCUGAGGGCCAGAGAUUAAGCCUGUAUGUGGGUCUCAAUGUGCAUUUUCAUUUCCAUGCUCUGAUUGGCUGUCGCAUGUCUUGAUUGUCAUGUGACUUAUUGUAUGACUCAAACAUGCACAGGACACUUGGACAGUCAGUGUCAGGCUCCCAGUCCUCCUGGCAGCACUAGUUCAUGUUCCUGAGCCUGAAAUCUGUCUUUGUGGCCCCUCCCUGCUCCCUCUCCUUAUCUGCAUCUACCCAAAAGCCUGGGCCCUGGCAGUAGACUCGGUCCCUAUCUAGGCUCAGGUUAUGUCUGCCUUCAGCUUCUGCAGGCUUGAUAAAACUAUGCAAGCUUAUAGUUCAAACAUGUGAACCUCAGCCCCAGCACUGAUAAGGCAACCUGCUGCCCUGAGUCUAUUUCCAGAAACUGGGGCCACAGUGUGCCCAGUUCCUGCCUCAUACUUUUCCUCUUCUAGGCUCUGCCACCCAUUGGCCCUUACAUGGGCUCCUGACCCUUCCCACAUCUGGCACAGUAUUGGAUCCCUUAUUCCUGAAGCUCAUGGAAUAGAUUGGUCAGUCCAGCUUCUUUCCCCCCAGUACACAAACCUAGGGCAGUGGAGUCCUUUUCUAGGGUCCCCACUAUCCAACAUCACACAACAGAUGGACACGUCCACCUUCCUUACGCAAAAUGCAUGGCUUUGAACAAAGGAUCAAUAAAUAUAUAACUGCACAGGAA